AUGAAAUCGUUUGUUUUUGCAUUCGUUAUCGUCGGACUGAGCCAAGCCCUAGCCGAAGAAUCUGGAGACGUAGGUCACAACAGAGUACGGCGCACUUUACUGAAGAAGAAACUGUGCUAUAUCCUCGGACAUUGCAGUAACGAGUAUGGCGGAUAUGGGGGCUACGGAGGCGGUUACGGGGGCCACGGUGGCGGUUAUGGGGGCAACGGCGGAGGUUAUGGCGGCAACGGUGGCGGCUAUGGAGGCUACCCCGCUCCAAUAAACAUCGGCAUCAGCCAAUCGCAGUCCUCGUCGAGCGCGGGCGGCGGCGGUUUCGGGAGCGGUUACUACCCCAACAAUUAUCAAUACAACGGUGGUUACGGCGGGCCAGCGGUGCCAGGGGGAUACGGCUAUAGAAGACCGGGAUACUUCAAUAACGGAUAUGGAGCCAGCAAUAACCAGUUUAACGGGAACUAUUACGGUGGAAAUGGGAGGCCACAGGGCUACAGCGGCUACCAAGGGCCCUUCGGAAACUUUUACGACGAAGGCGAUAGGCCAUCGAGCGAUGGACACGAGGAUGGGUCAGACUACGACGGUCACGGCAGGUCGGCCAGUCAAGUGACCAGUAGAAGCGAUAGU
Molecule: messenger RNA, 618 nt
Organism: Iphiclides podalirius (scarce swallowtail)
Lineage: Eukaryota; Metazoa; Arthropoda; Insecta; Lepidoptera; Papilionidae
Source: the annotation of a GenBank genome assembly